UUUUGCACUCGGUGUUUUUGUUCUAGUGAUAAGAAAUAGGAGACAAAACAAACACUUCAAUUUUGAACUUGAAAUUUUGUAAAUAAUUAGACAAUUUAGUUUUUUAAUAGUAUAAUUAAGAUAAAGUAGUGUUUUUGAUAUAAUAAUUUUAUACUAGAGAAUAUGUCUUCCCAACAGGAAAUUUAUAUAGAAAAGUAUUUAAUACCGGAAAUCGUAUCCCAAUUAGACAAUGAGGAAUUGAUUUCAUUUAAAGCGGAAAAUUCGGGUGGUUUAGAUGGUUUUAUGUCCACUUUAUAUAAUAUACAAUUAAAAACUAAAACUGCCAAAGGCGAAAAAGAACGUUUACUAAUAGCCAAAUUUAUGCGCGGUGAUGUGGCCUUUAGGGAAUCCAGUAAAUCCUAUAUACAAUUUGCCAAUGAGAUCUAUAUCUAUGGCACGGUUUUGCCUUAUUACGAAAAGUUUUUGAAAGAUUUGGGUGUCACCACUAUCAAUGUAAAAGAUUUGGUGCCUCCCACUUUUGUGGCCAAAUUUGGUUAUAUUGAAGGUUUAAGCUCUUCACCCCAAGAACGGGAGUGUUCUUUAGUUAUGGAAAAUCUUAAGCCCUUGGGUUAUCAACUAGGCCCUAGAUUAGUGCUUAAUCGUGAUCAUUUGUUACAUAUGUGCAAAACUAUAGGACAAUAUCAUGCUUUAUCCUAUGCCCUCAGGGCCUUAAACCCCAACCAACUAGAUCGUUUAAAGGCAGGCAUUAUAACUCUGCCCUUUAUCAAGGAGGACGAUCCCAAUGAUGCUAAUACUAAUCUAUAUCGUGUGUUAUAUCGUCAUGCUUUUGAUCGUUUAUUUGAAUUUUAUGAGCGAAAAUUUGAGUCUAAUACAUUUGAUAGAAAGUCCUCAAAAGAUUUGAAACUAAUCGAAUGUUUGCAUAAAUUAAAAGCGAAAUACUUUGAGGAACCUACACGACUAAUGGAGAAAAUAAGAACGAAAGUCGAAGAAACUGAAGAAGACAAACUAUUUGGUGCUAUUCUACAUGGAGACUAUAAUCGUAAUAAUGUUUUGUUUAAAUAUAAACCCGCUAAAGGAGGAAAGGAGGAGGAAAAGUCAGUGGAAGAUAUGAAAAUGAUAGAUUUUCAGGAAAUGCGCUAUGGUUCCCCUUGCCUGGAUUUGUCAUUCUUUAUGUAUUUCAAUACCUCCGAAGAGGAACGUUACGAAAUUUGGGGUGUUUUAUUAAAAUCUUAUCAUUCCACUAUGUUUUCCACACUUUCCACUAUACUAAAAGCUUCCCAGAAAUCGAAAAAAGAACAGGAGGAAAUUUUACAUCAUUAUAGUUUUGAAAAAUUCCAAAAGCACUUUUCCCGCUUUGCUUUUUACGGCGUCAUGAUAUGUACGCAUUUUCUACCCUGGAUGUUGUGCAGCGAAGAGGAAUGUGCGGGUCUAUCGAAAACAUUUGAAACUGAUUUACAUGGUGAGGAAUUUCGUAAAUUGUCUCUAGAGGCGGGUGGUGAUGAGGUCAAUAUGAAAGUUUUGAAUGCUAUAAGACAUGCCUGUGAAAUGGGUUAUAUGGAUGAUCUGUAAGAGAAUUUUGGUAGAGAAUUUUUUUUUGUGUAUAAAAUUUUUAUUUUUAUUAUUUGGGAUAAGGGUAUAGUUUAAAUAAAAUUUAUUAUAUAUUUUAAAGAAUAA
This is a messenger RNA of Lucilia sericata (common green bottle fly), 1674 nucleotides long. RefSeq lists its product as uncharacterized. NCBI's taxonomy places the organism in Eukaryota, Metazoa, Arthropoda, Insecta, Diptera, Calliphoridae. Bases 163 to 1569 code for a protein of 468 amino acids. The record is from RefSeq and is a predicted model, not a curated record. The transcript has 5 exons.